This is a messenger RNA of Microdochium trichocladiopsis, 1337 nucleotides long. RefSeq lists its product as uncharacterized. The record is from RefSeq and is a predicted model, not a curated record. The transcript has 2 exons. NCBI's taxonomy places the organism in Eukaryota, Fungi, Ascomycota, Sordariomycetes, Xylariales, Microdochiaceae. The coding region runs from base 130 to 1122 and encodes 330 amino acids.
UCAAGAACGGCAUCUCCCCACAACGAACUCAAGUUCAACGCGAGACCAAGUGGUUCCUGCACAACCCGCUCGAAACUCUCGGUUUUGUCGGUCCGACCAGCUCCAGAGUCUCCUCUCCUGGUCAGCAUCAUGGUUCGCAACAUAAACUCCAAGGUUGACGACGCUCGAAACACCUACAGGGCAAGGAGAGGUUGGAACCCGCGGGCUCGCCCUGAGCCACGCUCUGCGCAGAAAUGGCGUUCUGGCAGUGGAAGUCUCGGGCGCGGCCAAGACACGCGACGCUCACGACAACCUGCACGCGACUCUAGCUCAGGUUCAGGUAGACGGCCGAAUGGCGUUUUGAAGGCACCCAACACCCGAAAGUCGAAGCGCGGCAAGAAUUUCGUCGGCAUGAGUGCCGAGCUCACAAGGGAGCUGAGGGACAGGGACGGCGAUGUGUUGAUGGAAAGGCCGGGGGAUCUUGCAGACAUCGUAUGCUCGGACAAACGGGUAACAGCUCCCGCUCGCAAGACUCGGCGGCAAUGCAGGAAUGCCGCCCGUUUGAACCGCGCGUCCGCAGCGUCGGCACAAGCUCCAGGACACAGCGAGUCUGUUCCAUCGAACAUGGUGUUCGCAAGCUCAAACCUGUCUGGCGGACCGGCCGCCUCUUUUGCAUCCACCUCGGCACCACAACUCGGCACCAACGAUGACGAACUCCCGCCAUACAUCAGAGACCUCGAAGGCGACAUCGUGAUGUCCGACGCCGACAAUCCGAGUCCAAUACACGUUGUCCUCGGACAUUUCCAUCGCAUCCGCGCGCAGAUCCGGCUCCAGCAAAGCCAAAACAGCCAAAACAAUAACAAGGCUAACAACAACAAUAACCACAACAACCAUCCACAAGCCCGCUCGCAGUUCUCCACGCUGCCAAGUCUGACUGCUGCCCCUUCACCCGGUUUCCUUGUCGACGACGCCGGCGAUACGUACAUGAAGAACGGGUACACUCCGCACCCAUUCAUCCCAUAUCUUCUUGCGCAAGGGGGAAUCACCGCCGCGCUGGACGCGGUGCGCCACUGGGGAGACUGGCGAGCGUGGUUCUUGAGCCAACUGGAGCGUGCAAAGGACGACCUGUUCCGUUUAUACUGAGCUGGUUUUGUUUUCUGUUUGAGGAUGCAUAUAUGCAGAUGCUGAAAAUUUCAUAUCUCGCGGGGGAUGAUGUGUAGUGGUUUUGCAGUAUCUUUUUUCCCCUGACGAGAGAGAGGCCUCAAUGGCCAGGGUUGGAAAAGGAGACAAAUUACGAGACUAGAGGUGGCAGCGGGUGUGGUCUUCCCCAUUCUGCUUCUCGUCUUUGGUCUAGCUUU